This is a messenger RNA of Lampris incognitus (smalleye Pacific opah), 5824 nucleotides long. It is a transcript of the gene midn, whose product is annotated as midnolin. Gene Ontology annotation, molecular function: protein binding. Lineage: Eukaryota; Metazoa; Chordata; Actinopteri; Lampriformes; Lampridae. Gene Ontology annotation, cellular component: nucleus. The record is from RefSeq and is a predicted model, not a curated record. Bases 373 to 2067 code for a protein of 564 amino acids. The transcript has 8 exons.
UUUCCUGCCCUCCACGUGGGUGUACAUCUCCGCUCCCUAUUGGUUGGGAUUAGCAUAGACCCAAAGUAGUGCCGCUGUGAUUGGGCAGGUGGCGUCGCGGGGGAAGGGGUUGUGGGCGCGGCUUAACUAUGGUGGAAGUGGCAUACUUUGUCACAAUGUUCAUUGUCGACUUUUCAUUGGAGCUCCCGCGGAUAUGAGUGCGCAGCGGAAAGCCUCUUGGUUCUAGCCGUGCGUGGCUUUUCGCUUUCAAGGCAUACUUUGUCCUCUAAAGCUCGCAGAGGUCUUCACAACGAUCAAGAAGGACUUUUAGCUUCUUUUUUGUUUUGUUUUUAAAUUGUCCUCCUCGCAUUUUUCUGUCACAAAGGUUAUCGAAUGGACCAGCAACCCAGCGCCCGGAGCUGCAGCAGUCGCGGGGCUCCGUCCUGUGAGGCCGUCCCGAGCGAGCCCUCCAUGAAUCUGUCCAUCCAUUCCACCACCGGCACACGUUUCGAGCUCUCCCUGCCAUUGGAGGAGACGGUAGACGGACUUAAAAGGAGACUGUCACAAAGACUCAAAGUACCCAAAGAGAGGCUCGCCCUUCUGCACAAGGAAACGCGACUGAGUUCAGGCAAACUUCAGGAUCUAGGCAUCUCAGAUGGGAGCAAGUUAACACUUGUACCCACAGUUGAAGCAGGUUUAAUGUCUCAAGCAUCAAGACCAGAACAGUCAGUGAUGCAAGCCUUGGAGAGUCUAACAGAAACUCAGGUCAGUGACUUCCUGUCUGGCCGCUCCCCCCUCACCCUGGCAUUGCGUGUGGGUGAUCACAUGAUGUUUGUCCAGCUCCAGUUGGCAGCGCAGCAGUCUGGUGGUCCCCAGCUCCAGCACAGACACCUCAUCACUCGGGGCAAUGGAGAUUCCACUAUGGGGCAGCCCACGGGGCAGGCUCGUGUCCCCCACCCUCACCCACAGUCCCACUACCACCCCCACCCACACAGCCAGCCAAACCCCCACCUGUCUCAGCCUCACCUGAUGCCCGCCUCCCCCUCUUCCCCAAACUCCCCUUCCUUCCCAAUGUCUUCCUCACAUCAGCUGAUCCCCCCCAUGUACCACCACUCACCCUCCCCUGGCCUUUGUAGCCCCCCUACCCCCCCUCCUCCGCUGCCUCACUCUCCUCACCCCUCCCACCUGCCUGGGAGUCUUUUCCGCUCCUCAUCCCAUCACCAUCACCAUCAUCAUCAUCAUCAUCAACAACAACAACAACAUCAACACCUCCACUACCACCACCAACAACAGCAACACCAGCAACAGCCCCCUUCAGGCCAAUCCAGCCCCCAGAGUGGCCAGCCCAGCCCUGCAGCAUCAGUCACCUGCCCUGAGGCUAACUGCAACACCAAGGGCCCCAGCAGCAGCGCUAGUUCCUUGCCACGUUCCCGUAAGCCUGGUGCUAUCAUUGAGAGCUUUGUCAACCAUGCUCCUGGGGUCUUCUCAGGGACUUUUUCAGGCACUUUGCACCCUAACUGCCAGGACAGCAGUGGACGUCCCAGACGAGACAUUGGCACCAUCCUGCAGAUCCUCAACGACCUCCUGAGCGCUACACGCCACUACCAAGGCAUGCCCCCUUCCCUUACCCAGCUCCGCUACCAGACCCAGUGCGGUUCACCCACCUCCCCGUCCCCCUCACCCCCUCCUUCCCCCCUGGCUGCUGAUGUUACGGGCCUCUCUGCCAAAGCUACCUCGGUGCCUGCUGGUAGCCCUAGCACCCCACCACCGACUCUUCAUCCGCUGAUGCAGUGCCAGAGUCAGAUCCGCAUGUGCAGACCCCCUGGUGAUCGUCUGCGUCAGACGGAGAACCGUGCGACCCGCUGUAAGGUGGAGCGUCUGCAGCUGUUGAUGCAGCAGAAGCGCCUGCGGAGAAAGGCCAGGCGGGACCAGCGCGCUCCCUAUCAGUGGCUGCCAAAUCGCAAGGCUGGACGCAGCAACAGCAACAGCAGCAUGUCCAGCGAAGGCUCCCUGGACCUGGACUUCGAAGACUCUGUGUGGAAACCUGACGUCAAGGCUGACAUGAAAUCCGAGUUCGUUGUUGCCUGAGCCAGAGGGUCCGGAGCCCCCCUGGGCGUUUAGAUGAGGAGAGAGGGAAAGGAUUGAGUGGAAUUGAUUUUUUUUUUUUAGAGGUUUUUGUUUUUUGUUUUGUUUUUGUUCAAGGGGAUGGAUUUGCAGGAGUUAAAACAGUAGUGUGAAGAUCGGUUUUCAUGAUGAAAUGAUUCAGAAAUCAGUAACCAUAAAGGCUUCCUGUGACCAGCAGCUGUCACAGGAAAAAUGCUCCCCAGUGAAGCUUGUCCCGUCGUGUCCCUGACAGCCAACCUUGUGAAAAACAGCAGAACAUUCUUGCGAUGCUUGGUUGUUGAAAGGAAAAUAACCUGGACUUAACGGGGUAAAGGACUUGAGCUACGCUUAACGUAGACACAGAGACUGCAGAUGACAUGCUGCCCUAUUCAAGACCGAACCAUACCCGAACUUGGAACGGGACACAAUUCAGUGGGUGAUGGUAGUGGUGUUGAGUUUUAUUUCUUCGACUUGUCCCCAUCCCCCCCCCAUCCCCCAAAAAAAGGUGAACUCUGGACAGCUAUGGAGAGAUCCACACUGGACUAGUAAACAGAAAAGGAGCGCCGAGGCCUUGGUAAGGCUUCGGUGUUUCUCAAGCUCAUGAAUGGAAGGCAGCCAUCAUCAGGCUGCCAACCUAUGGACUACUGCAACGGGCAUUCUUACUGAUCUCAAAACUCACACAACAGAGUCUUGUUUUUACCUGUUACAGAGGGGUUAUGCUUCUUUUCCAACUGUAGACAUUAUUAUUAUUAUUAUUAUGAUCGUUGUUAUUUUCUAAACAAAAAUAUGUAGCAUUGUUCACAAAGCAUUCAGGUUUACGUAUAACAGUUCAAAGUAGUCGUUGAUUUGCACAUUUCCAUGAUUUGAAACAGUUGGUCAAAGUGUGCAAGAAAUUACGUGGGGGGGCCUGGGGGAGUCGGAAUAAAAAAAAUUUAAAAAAAAUAACAUGGAAGACGUAUUGAUAUCAAUCUUAGUAACAAAUGGUGUCGAUAGGGAUGAUUAAACGAAUAAACAAAUGAAUCGAUAUUAACAGAAAGUGCUUUAGAGGAUUUAAAAAUCUUUAAAGAUGUAUAUGGAAAAAAAAUCUAUUUUUAUUUCUCUUCCUAUCUGCUGUUUUCAAAAAACAGCAGCCCUCUGUGGCUUUAGUCAAGUCAUUGACUACCGAUAAGUACAUAUAUCCAUUCAAUCAUUCAUUAGCUCGUUCAUAUAUUAGUCAUUUAGCCACAACAAAUGAUGAGGAAGAAUUUCCAUUCAGUCCACCUUAUAUCGUACAGACCUGAAUGGACUUGCUAGGGGGUUUGUAUUAGGGUUUGUAUACAUUAAUGUGACAAUUGGCAAGGGUUUAUGAGGGUGUGUGUGUAUGUGUGUCUUCAGUGUAAAUUGAUUUCAUGUAUCCCAUGUCUGAAAACAUAAUUUUUUUUUUUUGGGUCAAAACUGUAUUCACCCCAAAUCCCCGUAGUUACUCAGCUCAUGAAGAUCAGUGCCGCGGAUGCAUGGAUCAUCACUUUAUACCGUACCAGAACGAGACACCGGUCUUUUAAAGAUGGUUCCCCGAUUUUAGGUCCACUGGAAACACAGGUCAGACUGUAUUCCUAGACCGUACGGCCGGAUAAUAUUGUCUAUAUUUUCCAUUUCUGGCCAAGAGAAAGAAGAGGGGGGGGGUCUGUAUCCAGCGUCAUUUUCUAGUGCCUCCACUAGUUCAUCCACUGACAUAUCAGGUUAGGCCUUUCACAGUUUUGCUGCUACACGUGAGGAGAUAAAAAUGGGAGGGGGAAUGACUUUUCUUUGCAUGCAAAAGUGUGAAAUAUACUGAUCUUUUUACUAUUGUUAAAAGGAAGAAGAAAAAAAAGACUUAAGAAAACUGGUGCUGUGGGGAUGGAGGUCAACAACAUGCAUGAAUUUGUAAAAAAGAAAAAAAAAGAUUACACAACGCUGCUUUUGUCAGAUUAUUUUUCUUCUUUUUAAUUUUUCAUCAUUAGAACAGCAGUGUCCUGUUCCAAGUAUUGCGAUGCAAAGCCAAAACAGAUGAAGUAAGACUGGACUAAUAACUCGUUGAGCAGUGAACAUUCCUGCUCUGUGACGAUCAUGAUGAUGAUGAUGAUGAUGAUGAGCAAAGGAGCAACUGACUCGCUAAAUGCUAAAACGCUGGCUUUCCCCCCAUGUUUCUCAAGGAUCCAGACAGCCUACGAACCAUCUAGCCACCUUCUCCCAACCGUUGUUAACAACCAAGACUCAUAUAUAUGGACAUAUUAGCAGGGAACCAAUGGACCAGCAGAAAUACAGUACUUUCCAUCAUGUUCAAACUCAUUCUAGAGGAGCGUCUAGCCUGACUGUCUGUCUGUUUAUCUGUCUAUGUCUGAUUGAUUGACCACCUUUACCAUGAUUGCACUCCCAGAGAUUGCAGUGAGAGAUUACCCUUUUUGGUGAACCUCAUCUUUUUUUUAAGUGGCCUUAACUUUCACUAAAAAUGAGACACUUGGGGACAAUGGGGCGGGGGGUGGUGGAAAUGUUUUCAGUUUUUGAACUUUGUGUGUGUCGUCAGACGUGUUGUCAUCAAGGCACCAUUUUUGUCACUGAGGACACUGGGCAUCUCUUGUUUAGUGCUUUUAGCUGGUGGAGUCUCUAUUAUGUCAAGGCUUCUGUGCCUUAAAACGUUGCCCUUGCAGUGUCAGUGUCACAUUUAAGCUGAAGAAAUUGUUUUCCAUGGAUUGAUAUACAAGACACGAUAGUAGUCGCAGUCAUGGGAGUAGUAGAUUUUUAGGGGUAAAGCUUGUUUGAGUGAAUUGAUAACUCUUAAAAAGGUCGGUUUUAUUCCUCAAAUAUUGUCUUACUCCCAUUUCUCUGUUGUGUUGCCAUGCUCGAUGGUCUCUCCGUUGUCCGUUCCUCGUCCUCCUCCUCUCGUACCCUUCUUCUGACUCUGUCCUACCCACCAACAAGCUGCAAGAGCUACAAAUUUGGAAAACGCAUUAUGUUCGUUGAGGAAGUUUUGACCACAGUACUUACUUACAUGGCAACAAAUAGCCCUGAUUCAGAAUGGAAAAGGUCCUCUGAGGACUUCAGACGACAUGCACUUCCUGUUUCCUUGGAUUCAACCUAUUAAAGGACAAUUUACCCCCACUCCCUCCCAAAUUUGAUUUAACUUUUCUUUUGUAUAUGUAUGAACUAUAUUCUGUGUGUGCCUCACUUCUUUGUGAAACUGAAAAAGAUGAAACAAAACAAAAAAGACAAUGGGCUGCUGGUAUUUAAACUAAUGGGUUGGGUUGGCAGGGGUAUAAAGAUGGGGGAGGGGGGUACAUGUUGGUGGAAUUCUGAUCACAUCAGUUAAGUUGCCUGUUCUUUCUUGUAGCCAACCAUUGAAAAUAAUAACAGGAUUCAAGAAUACAAUUUACAAUGUUCUAGCUCUAGACCGGUGUAGCACAUGUGUGACUGUAUUAAUUUAUGAAACCAAAAUGGUAACUGUGAAUUAUGUAUUUCUUUGUGCAUUUUCUAAAGUGGGGGAGAAGGUGGUUGGGACAUUAAGAGCAAUUGAUGCCUAUGUCCUAUACUUUUGUUUUUGGUGGAAUAUAAUGGAAAUUAUCAGUUUCCCAAAAAAAAAAAAAAAAAAAGACAAAACAAAGAAGAAAAAAAAACAACCCUAAAAAUUAUAUGAAUAUAUUUUUUUUCUUAAGCAAUACAUUUCAGUGUGACUUGUGAUAGAACAUUUUUCUUUUUUUUAGGUAAUAAAUGAAUAAAAAGCAAAAUG